AGGCGGCGGCGGACGGGGCGGUGAUUGGUGGAGCGGGGCGGGCCCGGACGUGAGGCGGUGGCGGCGGGCGAUGGAUUUCGGAGACGGCGGUGCCGCGGCGGCGCCCGGGCCGGCGCUUGGCCGGGGCGGCCUGGAGGCGCUGCAGCACACGGUGGGCUCGGUGCUGUCCAGCUAUGGCUGGUACCUGCUGCUGGCCGCCGUCGCCGUGUACCUCCUCGUGCAGAAGGUGUCCCGCGGGCUGGCGGCGCGGUCGAGCGGCCGGCCCGGAGCGGCUGAGGCGGCGGAGGAGCCUGAUGUGGUGGUAAGAAGGCAGGAAGCUUUGGCAGCAGCUCGCCUCAGGAUGCAAGAGGAGUUGAAUGCACAAGCAGAAAAAUACAAAGAAAAGCAAAGACAGCUGGAGGAGGAGCGGCGACGGCAGAAGAUCGCGAUGUGGGAGAGCAUGCAGGAAGGAAAGAGCUACAAAGGAAACCUGAAACUGAAUCAGCAAGAAGUAGAAUCUGGUGCCUCUGCCUCAGCAGUCCCGAAAUCUAAACCAAACAAGAAGCCUUUGAGAGGAGGUGGCUAUAACCCCCUGUCUGGAGAAGGAGGAGGGACGUGCUCCUGGAGGCCCGGCCGGCGGGGCCCGUCAGCAGGUGGAUGAGGCUAACAUCCCUAGUGUCCCCUGGCACUAGCAGGCUUGAUCCCACCCCUGUCCCACUGCCUGCAGCUGGCCUGUCACAGGCACUCCUUUGGGGCUGGCUUAGUGCACUUGUUAACUUAAAACAGUUUUUUGUUUGUUUGAUUUACACCGUUUCCAAAUUGUAACGCAUUGGCUGAUCCUAAACCAGAAAAAUAGCUGAUCCUUUUAGAGGGGGCAAAGAGAGAAACAAUUUCAGCAUAAUCAGUUCAUUAUCACUCUUCUGUAGAGAGGGAGUGUAGUCUCCAGCCAAGGUGAAUCACCUGGGAUUGUGAGAUCUGGGAUUUCUGGCAAAUUUCAUUAUCUAUGCUCACGUUACCUCAGUAAGAUGAGGAUAUUUACCAUCCUCAGACAUGUUACCAGAUUUACCUUCCAGCUAAACACAGUCAUUUAGAGAGGAAGGAUAUUAUCAUUGGCAGACACCUUGAAUUUAGGUAGAGGGACUUCCAGAAAAAGCACAGGUGAUCUGACAAAUGCCACGGAUUUGCACCAAAGACCAGUUACUGCAGAAGAGUCUCUGUGACAAGCCAGCAUGAAUGAUGUUUUCCUUAUAAAUGGUAAACAAACCAGUGAGGAUUACUGAUGCUAGACAGCAGACAGGGGGUUCUUGCUAUUCCUUUUUUUUUCCCUUUUUUCUUUUUUUUUUAUUUCAACUGCUUUGUAAAAACAAUACACUAUUAAUAUUAAAUAUAAUUGCAAACAUCAUAAA
This is a messenger RNA of Haemorhous mexicanus (house finch), 1385 nucleotides long. RefSeq names its product selenoprotein S (gene SELENOS). The record is from RefSeq and is a predicted model, not a curated record. Gene Ontology annotation, cellular component: Derlin-1 retrotranslocation complex; Derlin-1-VIMP complex; endoplasmic reticulum membrane. Gene Ontology annotation, biological process: retrograde protein transport, ER to cytosol; endoplasmic reticulum unfolded protein response. NCBI's taxonomy places the organism in Eukaryota, Metazoa, Chordata, Aves, Passeriformes, Fringillidae. The coding region runs from base 71 to 640 and encodes 189 amino acids. The transcript has 6 exons.